AUGGCACGCUUCACCCUCCUCACCCUGGCCCUCGCAAGCACCAUCCUCUCCCCUCUGUCCACCGUCCUCGCGCACCCCACCAAUGGCCCCCGCAACACAAGGCUCGGCUGCGGCGUCGUGCCCACCCCCGAGUUCCUUGCCACAGCCAAUGAGAUGGCCGCCCAGGAAGCAUCGUCGAAAUCCGCUCUCGGUGCUCUGACUGCCGCUGGAGGUGUUUCCGCAGCUGCGACUAUCAACGUCAAUGUGUAUUUCCACGUCGUAGCGAAAUCGACCGCUGCGAGUGGUGGGUAUGUGACCGCGGCGCAGAUUGCGAAUCAGGUGACGGUUAUGAAUAACAACUAUGCUGCUUCCGGUUUCCAGUUCACUAACGCUGGUGCUGACUGGACCGUCAACUCCAACUGGGCAUCUGACGGCGCCGAGUUGGCGAUGAAGAAGUCGCUCCGCAAGGGUACUUACAAGGAUCUGAACAUCUACUUCAUGUAUGCUAUCGGUGGUAACUUGGGAUACUGCUAUUUCCCAACCAACGCUGCUACUGGAUCCAAUGACUUCUAUUACGAUGGCUGCUCCAUUCUCUACACCACCGCUCCUGGCGGCCCCGAAACGAACUACAACCUCGGCAAGACCGUAACACACGAAGUCGGCCACUGGAUGGGUCUCUUCCACACCUUCCAAGGCAACUCGUGCUCGGGCUCAGGCGACAGCAUCUCCGACACCCCGCAGCAAUUGUCGGCUAGCAGUGGGUGCCCAACUGGCCGUGACUCCUGCCCAACUGUCGCUGGUUUGGAUCCCAUCCAUAACUACAUGGAUUAUUCUUAUGAUUCUUGCUAUGACAACUUCACUCCUGGCCAGAAUACUCGUAUGCUUAGCAUGUGGAACACCUACCGUGCUUAG
Molecule: messenger RNA, 891 nt
Organism: Pseudogymnoascus verrucosus
Lineage: Eukaryota; Fungi; Ascomycota; Leotiomycetes; Thelebolales; Thelebolaceae
Exons: 4
Coding region: 1-891 (296 amino acids)
Molecular function (GO): metallopeptidase activity
Source: RefSeq, a predicted model, not a curated record